GGAACUCGUUUGCAAGACUCAAUUAUCAUUAUUGUUUCAACGACCAUCUUGCUUGACGCUCUUCAACCACCUUCACCAUCUUUCACUUGCUUAUUGCGACUCCAGGAGGUUGCUAUCCAUGUCGACAAGCAGCCAGUCCGCCUCUAGAGCCCGGACUCGCUCUCCAACGCCCUACAUCCCUGCUCAGCCAGAUCACUUCUAUGGCAACGAGACUGUUCAGCUCCCUCCGUCUCCCAACUCCGAUGGACGGGAUUGGCUUGAUCCCGCGGACUAUCCCACCGCCCAGCAAGGCAUUCCCGUCUUCCGACCGACAAUGGACGAGUUUCAGGACUUUGAGGGUUAUAUGACCAGGGUAGAGCCGUGGGGUAUGCGUAGCGGUAUUGUGAAGAUCAUCCCUCCCAAGGAAUGGACCGAACGCCUGCCCUCGAUCGUUCCACAACUGCACAAUGUCGCGCUAAAGAAUCCUAUCGAGCAGCACAUGAUCGGUCAGGGUGGGCGAUUUCACCAGCAGAACAUUGAGAAGCGGCGGACGCUGAGCGUGCGGGAAUGGGCGGAGUUGUGCGCGCACGAGGAAUUGCGUGCGCCAGGCGUGAACGAUGUCGGCGUACGUGCUCGCGCGACCAACGGAGCUGCAAAGCGGACGAGGAGAACGAGAAAGGCUGCAGGCACAGGUCCAGGUGCGAAUAACGAUGCGGAUGCGAGGAUGUCGGAGACUGCUGAACCUGAGCAAGUCAAGCGCGAGCAGGAAGACGAGUCGAUUCCUCUCGAGCCCGAACGUCCUGCCCAUGCUCUUGUCUCGCCGCCUAACAGCAACCGUACUCUGUCCCCAUCCGAGCACGACGAUGCCGUUGUCGAAUCGCUCGUCGCAGUACAGCCAGGUCCAGGUUCGUCCAUCUCCUCGAAGACGAGGCAUCCAUUGGCUGAGGAGGAAGAGGAAGAAGAGGAUGGGGACGGUACUGGUGAUGCCGGCAAGCGGAGAGAGGAGGACGAGGAGGCGGAAGACGUCGAGGAGUUGAAGCCCAAGAGAGGAAGAGGAAGAGGCAAAGGUAGACGAGCGCCGCAGACGCGCGAGGUCAGGAAGGCCGAGCAGGCAGCCCGUGCCGACAAGGACCGUGAAUUCCUCGACUCCUUCGAUCCCCGUACGGCAUGGCUUCCUUCCAACACGGAUGCAGCCAGCUAUACGACCGACUUCUGCAAGGAGCUUGAGAGAAUGUAUUGGCGAAACUGUGGAUGGGGCAAGGCUCCAUGGUACGGUGCUGACAUGCAGGGUUCCUUGUUCACCGACGAGACAACAGCCUGGAAUGUCGCACAUUUGCCUUCCGCUCUCACCCGUCUCCUUCCGGCGUCGUCGAAAGGUCUCCCUGGUGUCAACACACCGUACCUGUACUUCGGCAUGUGGCGGGCGACAUUUGCUUGGCACGUCGAGGACAUGGACCUGUUCAGCAUCAACUACAUCCAUUUCGGGGCGCCGAAGUUCUGGUAUGCGAUGCCUCAGGCUCGCGCGAAUGCUCUUGAGCAAACAAUGAGAGGCUUGUUCCCCGGCGCAGACAAGAACUGCAGCCAGUUCCUACGGCAUAAGUCGUAUCUUGCUUCCCCCAACGAGCUCGCCAAGACAUUCUGUCGCCCGAAUUACCUCGUUCAGCAUGCGGGGGAGUUCGUCAUCACCUUCCCCCGUGGGUACCAUGCUGGAUUCAACCUAGGCUUCAAUUGCGCGGAGAGCGUCAACUUUGCACUCGAAAGCUGGAUCGAUCUCGGUAGAAAGGCCAAGGCCUGCGGUUGCGUCAACUUCAGCGUCCGUAUAGACGUUGACAGACUCCUGCAAGACCGAGCAGCAGAGAACAUCCAAGUCUAUCGCAAUGGCAAGGCGAUGUCUAGCAAAUCUGAACUGGAGAUCGAACCAGCCUUCGACAAGACCGCGAAUGAGACGAAGCACGCAAAAAUCAAAGCAUCUCGCAAACGUAAGGCGGAUGGCGACGCCGCCCUUGCUAAGACGAAGAUACGGAAGAUCAAUUCCACCUCUGUGACUGCUUCACAGCCCAUUGCCUCGUCGUCCACACAGUCUGCGAUGCCAUCCAUCAAACAUAUCCGGCGCGUCAUGCUGAAGGUCGGCCCACCUCCUCCACCCAAGGACCAAGAGUUCCCUUGCUGCCUCUGUGCGUCGAGCAACAAGCAUGGCUUGCUCCGCGUCCACGAUCCGCCGGCCUGGUGGUAUAGUGCGGAUAAUGCGGACGCCAAACUCGGUCCCUGCAUGGCCCAUGAGGAGUGUGCCGUGGUCGUACCGGAGACGUGGGUCGACGAAAUUGAGCGCAAUGUUCCGUCAAAUGAGACUGGACAAGGAACGGAGAGGGUAGUCUUCGGAGUAGACGCCGUCACUAAGGACCGCUGGAAUCUAAAAUGCACUGCAUGCACGAAGCUGAAGAAUCGAGCGCACGGCGCAAAGAUUCAGUGCACCAGUGCCAAAUGCCCCAAAGCGUUCCACGUUUCUUGCGCUCGAGAUGGACACGCCAACGGAAUUGUGUACGAGGUGCUCAGGGAAGUCGAGAAGGAAGUCAUCCUGCUAGACAAUCAACCGCCCAUACGACAGCCUACCCCGCCUCCGCCGCCUCCUGGACCUGGCGUUCUCGUAUUGCAUCCUGGCCACGCUUCCGUUGUUCCGCAGCCUUCUCAUACUCCUGCCGGAGACCAGCCGAUGCAAGUCGACCCUCACGUACCCUUUCACGAUGGAGGGAAAGAAGACGGCCCGUCAGCUCAAAGAGAAGAGACACCGUCCCCACAGGUGCUCAAGACCAUCCGGAAGAUGGAGGUGGAGCUGCUCUGCCACCAGCACAACCCAGCCACCCUCUUGAAGAAAAAGGAGGCGAAUGAGAAACGCAUUCGUGACCGGGUCAUGAGUCUCGCCGAAGGCAGCUUGAUCAAGCUGCGCAUCACGAAUGGGAUUUUCGAGGUGCAGCUGCUGCGGGUCAUCGAGGACAGGAGGGUCGUGGAAGUGCUCUGGGACGCAGACAAGGACAUCAAGAGGGAGUUCAGUUGGAAGAGCGUACUAGUCGGAGGAAACACCGACAACAUCGUUGCACAAAAGCCGAGCGAUCUCUCUCCGAAACCAAGUCCUGCACCUUCAGUAAUCAGACCGACCCCUAGUACAUCCAGAGCCACCUCCACCCAUCGACCUCUGUCCGCAGCACCUGUUGCGUCGACGUCUUCCUCGCAUGCUUCCCCUCCAGUGGCGCCUUCUACAUCACAACAACCUCCUGCGCCCGUUUACAACUAUCCCCCACAGCCGCGAACGGCGACAUAUCCUUAUGGACCUGGUCACUGGUCGUACCCUUACGCUGCUAUACAUCCUUCAUACACAUCUGCGUCUGGUCAAUCAUCAUCAUACGGCUCGUCUGCAUAUUCGCACUAUAACCCAUACACACACGCAAAUAGUACGGUUCGCCCGCCCUACCCACAAUACGCCCACUAUCCCGGCUAUAACGGGUACGCUCCUCCUCCAACAGCCGGCAGGCAGUACCCUCCACAACCUCUGCCUGCGCGAACCGAUGCUCAGCAGAAGGGGCUUAGUUGGCAAAGACCGUACACAGGUCCGAAGGAGUCCGCCCCCAGGCCUCCUCCGCUGACGGUACCCGCGGUGCCACAGUACCAGACAACUCUGUAUGCGCCAAUCGCUCCUGCUCCUGCACCCCAGGGGAGCUCUUACCGCGAGCGACCGUCCAGCAGCCAGGGUUCACGCCAAAACGGGUCGGGGAACAGUAAAUGAACUGCCACCCUCGCAGCUGGCGGUAUCCACGAAGCCUAUGCUGCUCGUCAAGUUGUCACUGCCACAGGGUCUGAUGUCUCAAUUCCGGAGGCACCAGCGGCAAUUUCAGCAUCCGUGAUCGCUGUUGCAGCUGGCGCGUCCUCAUGACCUAUAGUUUACAGGACUCUUUUGUUACUCGGAUGUUGUUCACUCUCGUCGAUUGUACUUUCAGAGGCUGCUCUGCGUCACAUUAAUAGCAUACUCUCGUCAGAUC
Messenger RNA from Dichomitus squalens LYAD-421 SS1, 4010 nucleotides. RefSeq lists its product as uncharacterized. NCBI's taxonomy places the organism in Eukaryota, Fungi, Basidiomycota, Agaricomycetes, Polyporales, Polyporaceae. Gene Ontology annotation, molecular function: histone H3K36 demethylase activity; histone H3K9 demethylase activity. Gene Ontology annotation, biological process: chromatin remodeling. The transcript is spliced from 8 exons. The record is from RefSeq and is a predicted model, not a curated record. Bases 119 to 3757 code for a protein of 1212 amino acids. Gene Ontology annotation, cellular component: nucleus.